Messenger RNA from Naegleria gruberi, 426 nucleotides. RefSeq lists its product as uncharacterized. Gene Ontology annotation, molecular function: metal ion binding. The record is from RefSeq and is a predicted model, not a curated record. NCBI's taxonomy places the organism in Eukaryota, Heterolobosea, Eutetramitea, Acrasida, Naegleriidae. The transcript has a single exon. The coding region runs from base 1 to 426 and encodes 141 amino acids.
AUGAAUGAUAUCGACCCAAAGCAAUAUAAUGUUGCUUGUAAAUAUUUUAUGAAUGGAUAUUGUAAGAAUGGAAUCGAAUGCUCUUACUAUCACCCUCAACCAAACGAAUUCAUGAUAUACUAUAAUAUCUUGUUAAGAGAACAAUUAAUUUCAAAUCCUCCAAUGAUUCCUUAUUGUCAAGUCAUGCCACAACCUCCUGCCUAUUUUGUAAAUCAACAACAACUCACUUCCCCUAACUCUUAUCAUCACAAUACCAAUACUCAUCAUCAUCACCAUCAACAAAAAUAUGUUCCACCAAAUAUCAGUAUGUACAGUGAAGUGUUUGAAGAUGGUGACGAAGAGGUGUCAUUUUACCAACCUAAAGUUUGUACAUUUUAUUUGAGUGGAAAGGUUUGUACAUUUUAUUUGAAAUUCCUUAUAGUUUAA